AUGGUGAAAUUAAACCCAGGCGUGAAACAAUGUGUGCGUUUCAUUCAUGAAAGUACAAAAAAACUGGAAGGAGACAUUGGAAGUGGACCUAAGGCACCCUUUAAAACACCAUACACAGGAAGUGACAGAACGGUUACCUUUGAGAAGAACAUGCCAUUCAAUAGGAGGGUGAAGGCGUGGGAGAGGGAUAAUAUGGACAAAGACGAGUGGUUCACGAAAAAGUAUGCGUGGAAACACUCACUUCAGAAGAAAGCGUUCAAGGAGAAAGGGUACAGAAGGAGAAGUAAAGGCGAUGAUAAGAGACACUAUAAGGAGCAGAACGUGAUGCAGUCUGUGUCCCAGCUCAAGCUGAAUCCAUUGGUUGACUAUUUGUACGGGACGAAUCCUGUUUUGGCCGCACUUCGGUCCUCCAAGCGUACAGACUUCGGGAAACUUCAUUUACACAAUCCGAAGAAAACACAGAAAGACGAAAGCAUUAUAGCUCUCGCAAACAGUCGAGGAAUCAACAUUAUAGACACGACAAAGCAGGAUCUCAACAGGAUGACGGAUAACGGUGUGCACAAUGGUAUAGUGCUUGAAACACGGCCGUUGGACAUUUGCGAGCUGAAAAAUUUAGGCAAGCCGUCAAAAGAGCAAAUCAACAUUGGCAAGACGGGCCUGGAGGGCGAAAACACACUGGAAUUGGAACGGGACACGGACACCAGCAGAUUCCCUGUUGGGAUUUACCUGGAUGAAAUAUCGGAUCCGCAUAAUGUAGGUGCAAUCAUCCGUUCUGCGUAUUUUCUCGGUGUGGACUUCAUAGUUCUCUCAAGCAGAAACUGUGCAAGCUUGACCCCUCUUGUGUCAAAGGCCUCGUCGGGCGCGAUGGAGUUUAUUCCGAUUUUCUACGCGUUGAAACCUUUGUCAUUCUUUGAGGAAUCGGCUGCCAAUGGAUGGUCAAUCGUGUCCACCCUUGCACCGCAGCAAAUUGCGAGGUAUUCGAACAAAGCCGUGGACCGCAAGCAGCUCCACGAACUGGUUCAGGAAUCUCCAGUUUUGCUCGUUGUUGGUUCUGAGGGAGAUGGAAUCCGCACGAAUCUAGUUUCAAGAUCAACACAUGUCGUCGGUAUCAAUCCGGCAAGAGCAGCUUUAGACAAUUCUGUUGAUUCUUUAAACGUGAGUGUCGCAACUGCACUCUUGAUAUCGCAAUUGGUUGAUGAGUGA
Messenger RNA from Brettanomyces bruxellensis, 1203 nucleotides. RefSeq lists its product as uncharacterized. The transcript has a single exon. Gene Ontology annotation, cellular component: mitochondrion. The record is from RefSeq and is a predicted model, not a curated record. Gene Ontology annotation, biological process: rRNA methylation. Lineage: Eukaryota; Fungi; Ascomycota; Pichiomycetes; Pichiales; Pichiaceae. Gene Ontology annotation, molecular function: RNA methyltransferase activity; RNA binding. Bases 1 to 1203 code for a protein of 400 amino acids.